Polistes canadensis is the source of this 738-nucleotide messenger RNA. RefSeq names its product myosin heavy chain, muscle-like. Gene Ontology annotation, cellular component: myosin complex; cytoplasm; actin cytoskeleton. Gene Ontology annotation, biological process: actin filament organization; vesicle transport along actin filament. Gene Ontology annotation, molecular function: ATP binding; actin filament binding; microfilament motor activity. Bases 1 to 723 code for a protein of 240 amino acids. The transcript is spliced from 3 exons. NCBI's taxonomy places the organism in Eukaryota, Metazoa, Arthropoda, Insecta, Hymenoptera, Vespidae. The record is from RefSeq and is a predicted model, not a curated record.
AUGCAGUUCAACAGUUUUGAGCAACUCUGCAUCAACUUUACGAAUGAAAAACUUCAACAAUACUUCAAUCAUCAUAUGUUCGUCCUGGAACAAGAGGAAUACGAACGCGAGGGUAUUCCUUGGACUUUUAUCGAUUUCGGUAUGGACUUGCAGUCGACGAUCGAUUUAAUCGAAAAGGUACCUUACAAUAUCACCGGUUGGUUAGAAAAGAACAAGGAUCCCUUGAACGACACUGUGGUAGAUCAAUUCAAAAAAUCAGCAAACAAAUUGCUGGUUGAAAUCUUUGCCGAUCAUCCAGGACAAUCCGGUGAUGCCGGUGGCGGUGGUGGUGGCAAAGGUGGACGCGGUAAGAAGGGUGGUGGUUUCUCAACCGUAUCCUCGUCCUACAAGGAACAAUUGAACAACCUGAUGACCACCUUGAAAGCAACGCAACCCCAUUUCGUCCGUUGUAUCAUUCCUAACGAAUUGAAACAACCGGGUGUCAUCGAUUCACACUUGGUCAUGCAUCAAUUGACUUGUAACGGUGUACUUGAAGGCAUUCGUAUCUGUCGUAAAGGAUUCCCCAACAGAAUGGUCUAUCCUGAUUUCAAAUUGCGUUACAUGAUCUUAGCACCGGCUACUAUGGCAGCCCAAAAGGAACCAAAGGUUGCAGCUGCUAAAUGUCUUGAAGAAGUUGGUCUAGAUCCAGAAAGCUAUAGGAUUGGUCAUACAAAGGCUAGUUGAAUAAAACAAAACAAA